Molecule: messenger RNA, 5112 nt
Organism: Stomoxys calcitrans (stable fly)
Lineage: Eukaryota; Metazoa; Arthropoda; Insecta; Diptera; Muscidae
Exons: 3
Coding region: 1-5112 (1703 amino acids)
Molecular function (GO): nucleic acid binding; zinc ion binding
Source: RefSeq, a predicted model, not a curated record
AUGCCAGACACAGAGCCUACCAACAAUACAAGUGAUGGCGGAAAUUCAAAAAAUUUAUUGCCCUACAUGACAAAAAUUGCAUCAAUGCUGAAACAGUUGGGAAUGUUGAAAAAAUCCCUUACAACGGCGCAGCUUAGUGAAUAUGAUGAGGCAGAUUUGUCCGUCCGUCUUGACUAUGUAGAGCAGAUAGGCGCCUCAUUCGAAGAGGCUCAGUCAGCAUUGGAAGAGAUGGUAACGGCCGAAAUGGAAAGUGAAGAAAGGAUGAAAUUUACCGCCUUGUAUUUGGAUGUCAAGGCCAAAUUGACUCGACAGAUGAAUUCCAUCCGGAGAUUGGAAUCAAAUCCCCGGUCUUCGACUGUGCGCCAAUUUUCUGUUGAUGGAGGUCCAUUUUCUGAAAAUUCAUCCUCGACACGCAAAACACGCCUACCAGAGAUCCAGUUGCCAAAGUUUGGUGGAGCUUAUGCUGAUUGGCCGAAUUUCUUUUCACUGUUCUCAACAAUUGUCGACAGCAGCGCAGAACUAAGUGACCUGGAAAAAUUCCAUCAUCUGCGCUCAAGCUUAACAGGUGCCGCCUUGGACACAAUUUCAUCGUUGGAGCUAAAUGAAAGAAAUUAUAUGGAAGCGGUAAAAUUGUUGAAGAAUCGUUUUGAUAAUAAAUUGUUAAAUUUUCAGACCCAUAUAAAGGCCAUUUUUUCGCUGAAAGCUGUGGAAGUUUCCCCAGCCAUUGGUUUGCGCCAGCUUAGUGACAAAUUUAAUUCGCACCUGCGAGCCAUGCAGACGAUUGCCAGUAGAGACCAAUUUGCAGAUGGGCUCCUAAUAUAUUUAGCUGCCACUAAAAUGGAUAGAGAUUCCCAAAUUAAGUGGGAGGAGAGUCUGGCUGUGAAUGAAUUGCCGUCGUGGCAGUCCAUGUCAAGUUUUUUAGAGCAAAGAUGUCGUAUGCUGGAGAACUUGGAGAAUUCCGUGGUUUGUGCCGGCGCUAUUCAGCAAAACAACAAAAAGCAAUCAUUUAAAAAUCGCCACGUACAUGUGGCCUCUGGAAGCUCUUCUCCUUUGUGUGCUUUUUGUGAUUCAAUGGACCACUACAUUGUCAAUUGUCCAUCUUUCAGCAAUCUCUCCCCAUCUCUUCGUUUCAAAGAGGCAAAGCGUUUGAAAUUGUGCCUCAAUUGUCUUCGGAAGGGCCAUGUGUUAAAAAAGUGCAAUUCGGGCUCUUGCAGGCAAUGCUCUUCAAAACACCACACAAUGUUGCAUAUGGACCAAACGCCGUCAGCCCAGCCAUCUGUUGUAGUGGAACCAUCUAUAUCCCAAUCAGUUCUUGUUUCGUCAGCUGAUUCAUCUGGAAGGUCAGCAACCACGGGUGGAACCGUCCUGUUGGCAACAGCUAUUGUCCUCGCCAAAAACAAGUUUGGGAAUUUUGUGCCGUGUCGAGCAAUUUUGGAUUCUGCAUCCCAGUUGAACAUGAUUGCAAAUCGUUUUGCAAAGACUCUUGGCUUAAAUUGUAAUCGAGUCUCAGCCACAGUUUACGGCAUAGGUGAUGGAAGUAUGCUGGUUGAAAAAUCUGUUGAUUUGGUUGUGAAAUCAUGCCAUAGUGAUUUCACCACUUCGUUCGCUGCCAUGGUGGUACCAAGCAUCACUGACUACAAGCCAAAAAUAAAUCUCGAUGCCUCCAACUGGAAUAUGCCCAAGAACAUUCAAUUAGCAGACCCUGCAUUUAACAAGCCGGAUCAUAUCGACAUGUUAAUUGGUGCCGAAUUGUUUUUCAAUCUGAUGUCAGUGGGGCAAAUAAAAAUUGGUGUCAACCUCCCUGUUUUACAAAAAACAUUAUUCGGCUGGGUCGUAGCAGGUGGUAGUUUUCAGCCAUGUAAAUCCUGGUCACUUGCUGUGUCGUAUUCCGAGCUUGAGGAAGAAGAAGAGAAGCUUUCAACCGUCGUCAAAUCCUUUUGGGAAAUCGAGACCAACUUUGUUUAUGAUGAAUCCAGAUCUGACAAUGAACUCUACUGCGAAAAUCAUUUUCUAACCAACUUCGUUCGUUUGCCUUCUGGGUCAUAUUCUGUUCGGCUGCCGCAAAUCGAAAGCAGGGGUGUCUCAUCACUUGGUGGUUCAUAUCAGCGUGCAUUACAACGUCUAAUGUCUUUGGAAAGAAAGUUUCGUCGGAGUCCAGAAAUAAAGGCUCAAUAUACAACUUUUAUGCGUGAGUAUGCCACAUUAAGCCAUAUGUCGUUAAUCUCGCCACAGGUACCCGAAUCGAAGUACUACUUGCCACACCACUGUGUCCACAAGUUGGACAGCACAUCGACCAAACUUAGAGUGGUUUUUGAUGGAUCGGCAAAAACCGCAACUGGGCUAUCAUUAAACGAUAUUUUGCAUUCCGGCCCUACCAUACAACCAAAGCUGUUCAAUACCUUGGUGAGGUACAGGUUCUUUAAGGUGGCCCUUAGUGGAGACAUUUGUAAAAUGUACAGGUGCGUUCGAGUGUCACACCCUGACGAUUACCUCCAAUGCAUUCUGUGGCGAGAGAACGAGGCGGAUGAUAUCAAAACCUAUAAACUGAACACAGUCACCUAUGGUACAAAACCCGCUGCAUUCCUGGCUAUCCGUGCAAUGCAUCAACUUGCAAUCGAUGAAGAAGAGAACUUUCCACUGGGUUCCAAAGUGGUUCGACGUGACUUCUACGUAGAUGACAUGCUUUCUGGUGGCAAUACCAUAGCAGAGGUCGAAGAGAUAAGGCAUCAAGUAACAGCUUUGCUUAAAAAGGGCGAAUUCUUGAUUCGCAAGUGGUGCUCCAAUGAUCCAGAUGCCCUACGGGAUGUUCCUGCAGAAGACUGUGAAACAUUGUUAAAAUUUCAUGACGGUACAGAUGUCACCAAAACUCUUGGGCUCACUUGGGAUCCCCAGAGUGAUAAUUUCAUUUUCUCUUUUACCCCCAUUGAUGACUGGAAGGUGGUGACAAAGCGGUCCAUUUUAUCUUCGAUUGCCCGCCUUUACGAUCCAUUGGGUUUGAUUGGUCCAGUCAUUACAAAGGCAAAAAUGUUUAUGCAGCAUCUGUGGAAACUCAAUCUUCAAUGGGAUGAAAGCUUGCCUCAAUCACUACAUUCAUUGUGGAUUGAAUAUAUUUCGAAAUUCGAUCUGAUGCACCGUUUCACAUUUCCACGGCAUGUUUCAAUGGCGUCGGCAUCAUUGCAGAUUCAUGGUUUCUGCGAUGCCAGCUUGGCUGCUUACGGCGCAUGUGUCUAUGUGAGGUCCCAAUUCAACAGCGUCAUUAAAUCUGAACUUCUGUGCUCUAAAUCGAGAGUUGCCCCAUUGAAGACGCUCACUGUACCAAAACUCGAACUUUCAGCUGCAUGCCUUCUAGCUGAGCUGAUUGAUACUGUGGUGAAAUCUCUAGAUUUUCACUGUGAAAUCCAUUGUUGGUCCGAUUCGAUGGUGGUGUUGUCCUGGCUUCGAGAGCUGCCAUCCAACUUCAACGUUUUCGUUGCCAAUCGAAUUUCUCGAAUUCAGUCAUAUGGGACUCGAAUUACCUGGCACUACGUUCCAACAAAACUCAAUCCAGCAGACAUCUUGUCGAGAGGUGCGACACCUGGGGAGCUACUCCAUUCAUCACUGUGGAAAGGUGGUCCAAACUUCCUGCUGAAUGAAGCAUCAAACUGGCCUGAUACUGCAAGUUAUGUGGAUGACUUACCUGAGCGUAGAAGACAUGUAUUGUUGACGACCUCUCUUACUGAUUUGUCGAUACAGUGUAAGUAUCGCAAUUCUUUUUUGAAAAUGCAACGAAUUUUUGCGUAUGUUUCUAAAUUUGUAUAUUCCAAAUUGAGUGCCCAUACCGAAGUAUUAACCCCUGACGACAUUAGAGCUGGUACUCGCCUCCUGGUUAAAAACAUUCAGCUUGUACAUUUUUCUGAGGAAUACAAGGCGUUGAAAUCAGAUAAGGAAAUUGCAUCGUCUAGCAAGUUGUAUUCGUUGGCACCUAUUAUUGAUGAGUUUGGGUUAAUUCGAGUUGGUGGGCGUCUCCAAAACUCAACCCUGGACUUUGAUGCUCGUCACCCCAUUAUUCUGCCCAAAAAGCAUCCGUUUACUGCAUCAAUGGCAACCCAUCUCGAGGUUGUCCAGGAUUUAUCAACACCUUCAUUUUUGUGCUCGCUUCGACGCUUCGUUGCCACGAGAGGCAAACCCAAAACGAUUUGGUCAGACAAUGCAUCAAAUUUUGUGGGCGCAAAAAAUGAGUUGGAUGAAUUAAAGCAGAUGUUUUCGAGGCAAUCACAUCUAAAUGCCAUUCAUGAUCAAUGUCUUGAUGAUGGCAUUGAUUGGAAAUUUAUUCCACCCAGAUCCCCACAUUUUGGUGGCCUCUGGGAAGCGGCUGUAAAGUCUGCUAAAUUCCAUUUUUAUCGAGCAGUUGGCCUAAACAAACUUACUUUCGACGAGCUACGCACACUAGUCUGCCAAAUUUCUGCAAUCUUAAACUCUCGUCCAUUGUGCCCGCUCUCCGAGGACCCUGAGGACCUAGAUGUAUUGACGCCUGGCCAUUUUUUAGUGGGUGGUCCACUUAUUUCAAUACCCGAGCCGAAUAUGUCAUGGAUAAAUUUCGGUCGUCUCAACAGUUGGCAAAAGGUAUCGGAAUUGCAACAGAUUUUUUGGAGAAAGUGGAGUACGUCCUACCUAACGCUGCUACAAGAGAGAUCCAAAUGGCAGGCUCAAAGUGACAAUAUAUCUGUUGGUGCCAUGGUCGUAAUAAAAGAUGAAAAUUUGCCCCCACUAAAGUGGCAAAUGGGACGAGUGGAGGAAACUAUAAAGGGCGAAGACGGAAUAGUUCGAGUGGUGAAUGUUCGAACAAGUAGCGGAAUUUUUAAGCGAGCCAUAACCAAACUAGCCGUACUGCCGAUAAGUGAAUCAGUUGAAGCCCCAAGACCUUCAACGGGGGGAGGAUGUAACGAUCAGAGGGGCAUGGAUUUGGUGGAGAAGAUUGUCAGCUCCACGUUGUGUGCUGUGAAUGAGGGCGCCCAUACCAAAAUUAGCGGUAAUUGCAGCAGCUCGCCAGACCUAUCUUUUAUAUCACCUGGUCUAAUAAAUGGCCUCUCCUUGCAAGGCGCAUUUCAUUGGGAUCGAACCACUUUCCCUUAA